CACGCGGCGGGCAGCGUCAGUGCGCCUCGGACCGCGGGUUGGGUCACAUCUGACAGUAGUUGGCGCGAGCGUCCCGUAGUGGUGGUGGCUGUUGCUGCUGCUGCUGCUCUCUCUCAGCUGAGGCGGUGCGGCCUGUCUGGGACCUUCAUGCUCGCUCCCUCGCCGUUCCCCGCAAAUCCCUUACCUCCCUCGCCUCCGUCAUGACCCAGCAGGGCCCAUAACACUCUAUGUCAAGCAUGCGAAGACUCGAAAAUUUGCUCAAUUUGAUACCGACAUCCUGCGGACCAUAUAUUUUCUUAUGAUUUACAGCUUCCUCCACUCCUCUUCCUCCUCCCUUCCCGGAUGCAGCUCAGAGCUCCGCGGCACGCUGAAUAGCAGGGCUGCGGACCGUCACGUGAUACAUAUCGCGCGGGUGAAGUGAGGCUCGGAACCUGCUGUUGUGCUGCCAAACAGUGACCGCUUUGAACCAGAACAAAACUGAAACACGAACCGGAAACGUGUUGCAGGAGGAGAGAGCUGGAGCCCAGGAGACGCUAUAUCAUGUCUCCUUCACCUCUUACAUUAUCAGCUACACAUAUCUGCUACACACGCCAGGCUUCCAGUAGUGCUUAGACAACUUAUAUCGCCUUCACUGCGUUAGUGUGUGAGUGUGCGUGCGUCAGCCUUACUGCCCACUACCCUUCACACAGGAUCAUGAGGACAACUUCCGUACCUCGGCUGCCGCUGCUGCUGCUGCUUGCCCUCGUCUGGCCAGGUGGCGCCGGUGGGGUACGCAUCACGGAGUUGGACGUGCCCGCCGUGGCCCUCGAGGGGGAUGACGUGCACCUCCGCUGUGACUACGAGGACGAGGGUGGUUCCAGCCUCUACACACUCAAAUGGUACAAGGACGACCAGGAGUUCUUCAGACACCAGCCAGGACGCGCCCCCAGGGAGGGAGACGACCACUGCCGCGACCACCACCUCUACCACGUGGAUGGCGUUACUGUGGACUGCUGGGUGUCCACGGAGCGGGACGUGGUGCUGCAGAGCGUGACGAAGGCCACCUCAGGGGACUACCAGUGUGAAGUGAUCGGCGAACACCCCAAGUUCAGAAAGGAGACUCGAAGGGCACGACUCACGAUCUUCUCUGAGGAUCUCCGGGCGCCCCUCCUGCUGGGCGCCGAAGAGUCCUAUUCCCUGAUGGACUAUGUGACUCUCAACUGCUCGUCCCUCAACACAGAGUACAUGCCAGAACUUACCUGGCUUAUCAACAACCGCCCCGUCAACCAGAGCAUGGUAAGGGAGGUGGAUUCCAGGACAGCAGGACUCGUGUUCCAGGUGCGCCCGGAACACUUCCAGCGCGGUGAGAUCAACGUUGCCUGCGUCACCUCACUCGGGCCCCGGCACAAGAUGUCUACUCCGGUGCAGCUCCCCAAUCGUGAUGGUCCCAGUGUUAAGGGAUAUUUCUUCAACACAGGUCACCGAAUGGAGGCCAGCGGUGCCCUGUUCAUCCUCGCCACCCUGUCCCAGCUCCGCACCCCUCGCUAGCCCCGCCCUCUAAGAGACUAUUUGUACACCCUCACCCUCUCCCUCUCGCUCACCAUGUAUAUGUGUAAAUAAAUGUUUUAAAAUGUAC
Messenger RNA from Scylla paramamosain (green mud crab), 1615 nucleotides. Its product is annotated as cell adhesion molecule 3-like. The record is from RefSeq and is a predicted model, not a curated record. The transcript is spliced from 6 exons. Bases 694 to 1527 code for a protein of 277 amino acids. Lineage: Eukaryota; Metazoa; Arthropoda; Malacostraca; Decapoda; Portunidae.